Molecule: messenger RNA, 3870 nt
Organism: Anolis carolinensis (green anole)
Lineage: Eukaryota; Metazoa; Chordata; Lepidosauria; Squamata; Anolidae
Product: myogenesis-regulating glycosidase-like
Exons: 1
Coding region: 566-2629 (687 amino acids)
Biological process (GO): carbohydrate metabolic process; skeletal muscle fiber development
Molecular function (GO): hydrolase activity, hydrolyzing O-glycosyl compounds
Source: RefSeq, a predicted model, not a curated record
GGAAAAGGUCUUGCCAGCAGAGAGCGCUCCUGCAUCAUGGAAUGCAUUAAGAACUCAAUUUUCAGGAAGCUCUCAUUUCCUCCUCUCCCCCUUUCUCCUAUUUAUUUCUGCUCUCCACCUCAUUCCCUCUUUCUCUGGGGCCUUUCUGCUGCUCCAGCGAUCUGGCUGGGGCACUCUUUGCCUGGAGACUGGCUUCCAAAGCAAGUUCCCUAAUGUUGAAGGUUUUUGUGGCUGGAAUAACUGGGCUGUUGUGAGUUUUCUGGGCUGUACGGCCAUGUUCCAGAAGAUCCCUGGAUCGGCUGAGCGGAGCAGACCUGCACCCAGCAAGACCUAGAUUUUGGCCGCUGUCUCUGGGGGGUUCCUUCUGAAAAGAGCCAUCUUCAGCCCAUGAGAACUAAGCCUUCCAGCAUUUGGCUUCGGAAGAUCUGUGUCACUGACCUCUGGUGCAAUGGUCUUCUCUCCUAGGAUAUCCGGAAUUGGCAGAGAGCUUAGCAAACAAACUGUGUUUUUAAAGGUACUCUUGAUAAGAAGCCACACAGAAGAUUGACCAGGACUUGCAGCUGAGAUGCACAAGCAGCAUGGAGAGGCCUUUCCACUACAGAGGAAGGAAGGGAAGAGCUCCAGAUGGAAACCCAGUCCUCCAGAUCCAUCCUCCCAACAGUUUCAAUUUGGUGUGGGCACAUUAUUGGUUGUGGGGGUCUUUGUGGCUGCAUGGUGUGGUUGCAUGGUUGCUCUGAAGAAGACAGAAUGGUUGAAGGGGAAGCUGGACUUAAUGCAGGAUGGAUUUUCCCUCAAAAGCCAGAAUGGAGAGGAGGUGGUCUUCAGGCAGGUCUUCCAGUCGGGGCUCCUGGACCUGGAGUCUUGCUUUGAGGAUGAGGACAUUGUGACCUGUUCUGGGAUGGACCCAGGGAAGUGCCGUUUUGCCAUCCAGAUGGUCAGGCCUGAGAAAGCAAUGGUCUGUUACCAUGUCACUUGGGAGGAGAUGGUGGCUAACUCAACCGUGGAACACAAGAUGUUCUGGGGAGAUGCCCACUGGUAUGGUGGCUAUGAGAUGAGCAUCCAACACUGGCCCAUUUGGCUACCGGCCGAUCAGGAACCCAUGCCCUUUGUAACCAGCGAUGUGUAUUCUUUCCGAAACAGCUUUGGGGGCGUCCUGGAGCGGUACUGGCUCUCCUCCAAAGCGGUGGCCAUUAAGAUUAACGAUUCUGUGCCCUUCCACUUUGGGUUCAAUGCCACCGAAAGGUCUCUUACCUUCCAAGCCAGGUAUGAAGACUCUCCCUACAAGCCCGCAUUGGGACGGUCGCCUUUCCCAGAGCUGAGUUACCACAUCUGCAUAGGUCCAGACCUUACUUCGGUCCACAAAUACAUGGCACAAAGCUAUUUCAAAAAGCCCUUGAAGGUGCCUUCAGAAAAGAUGUUCAGGCUUCCGGUCUGGUCCACAUGGGCCUUGUACAAAAAAGAAGUGGACCAGGAUAAAGUUUUGGAAUUUGCCCAAACAAUACAGAAGUAUGGUUUUGGAUAUAGCCACCUCGAGAUAGAUGACAUGUACAUGCGGCAUUAUGGAGACUUUGAGUUUGACUCCUCAAAGUUUCCUCGUGUAACAGAAAUGUUUGAGAUACUGAAGAGGGAUGGGUUUAGUGUUACUGUCUGGAUACAUCCCUUUGUGCACAAGGAUUCCCCAAACUUUGAGGAGGGGAAGAGAAGAGGGCUUUUUGUCACAGAGGCAAUGGGGACCUCUCCUGCCAUGGUGGAAUGGUGGAACGGCAUUGGCACCGUAUUAGAUGUCACCAAUCCUGCAGCUAGAGAUUGGUUUCAGAGCCAGUUGGGGUGGCUUCGCUCCAAGUAUGGCAUUUCAUCCUUCAAAUUUGAUGCUGGCGAAACAUGUUACCUUCCUGCCCAGUUCAGAACCUUCCAGCCUUUAUCUGACCCCAGCGUUUGGUCCAGACUUUAUGCCGAAAUGGCUAUUCCUUUCUAUGAGAUGUCAGAAGUCCGGGUUGGAUACCAAUCCCAGCAUGUUCCUUGUUUUGUCCGUGUUAUUGACCGAGACUCCAUUUGGGGUUAUGAACUGGGACUCAAGUCCCUCAUACCUACAGUCUUGACUCUGGGCCUGUUGGGAUACCCUUUUGUACUACCGGAUAUGAUCGGCGGGAAUUUUCUUCCCAACAAGACGGAGGGUGCAGUAGAGAUCCCAGACCGGGAGCUGUACAUCCGCUGGCUGGAGCUCUCAGCCUUCAUGCCCUCCAUGCAGUUCUCCAUCCCUCCCUGGCUUUAUGAUCAAGAAGUUGUCAACAUUGCCCUCAAGUUCACCAAGCUGCAUGAGUCUCUGGUGGCACCGCUCUUGCUGGAGUUGGCCGGGGAGGUCACGGACACCGGGGACCCCAUCAUCCGCCCCAUCUGGUGGAUCUCACCCAACGACAAGUCCACCCACAAAAUAGACUCUCAGUUCCUCAUCGGGGACACCCUCAUGGUAGCUCCCGUCCUGGAGAUGGGCAAGCAAGAGCGGGAUAUCUACAUCCCGGCCGGCAAGUGGCGGAGCUACAAAGGAGAGCUCUUCGACAAGACACCCAUGUUGGUCACUGACUAUCCUGUCGACUUGGACGAAGUUGCCUAUUUCGUCUGGGUGUCCUAACAAAUGGUCACCUGCGGUUCACAGACUCUUACAGCGGCCAGGUUUUGUGGAUACACCCUUGUCUUAGUCUAAGAGAAAUUAUAUUUAUUACAAUAAAUAACAACAACAAUGUUGUAACUAGUGUCACUCCAUAAAGGUACCGAAACAUACCUGUCUGGAAGAAAUAGAAAAUAGAAAAGUAUAAUUUGGGAGAUGGAUUGGAUGCAGUCCAAAGGAAACAUGUGUAGAAUGUUACCUGGAACAUAACUCAGUAAUAAACCUGGGAAGCUGUCCAAGGGUUCACAGGGCUGCCCAUUGGGUGGGCUCCUUCCCAGACACUUGCAGCAGUUUAAGGCAGUUUAGCAUUUUGGAACAAAUCCCACAUUAGGGAGAUGUCAUAACCGUAAGAACUAAAAGUUCUUUUGGUAAUGUUGAGGUGACAAAUGGCGACAUGGAUGGGUACUGGGUGUGAGCACAUCAAAUGGCAGGGGGGAACCAUAAGAUGUAAUUGGGAUGCAAUAAUGGUGAAUUACUCCUAGCCUUCCCAUUCACUGGAAAUGAGAAGAUCAGUGUGAUUUAUCAUCCUGGGUUUUAAAAAAGCACAAUACUCGCUCCAACAGGGCACACUGAUACUAAACAAGUUUUUGCAGACAAAUGAGUGAAGGAAAGAAAGGCAAGCGUGUGAGCCCGUGGCACCCUGUUUGUUUAUAUAGUACAUGGACACCAUAUUGCCGGUGAUAAUGGUUUGUCCUUGUAGAAUGUGUUGCUCAAAGUCCUUUCAAUUUCAAGGACUUCGAGGUAGUUGAUGUGUCUUUGCGUGCUCCUCUCAAAGAGACUUCUUGCCAUUGUGUUCUUUCUCAUCAUAGAUGGAAUAAUCUGCUCCUGUUAUUAAAGUCGCUGGUGAUCAAUGUUAACGAGCAAUUUAGAGCAGCAUUGGAUAGUGAGAUCCAAGCUGUGGGUUAAGCCUGGUGAGAAACAGAAGCCAAUAAUUUCCAGAAUAUAACUCACCAAGUCGAAGCAGAAGCCACCAAGGAAUUUUAUUUAAUUUCAGCUGAAAGUGAUGCUAGUUCGCCAAAAAUAGACUUGAGAUGGGAAACAAUUAGAAGAGUUGUUAAUUCUUUGGCUUGGGUGUGGCUCAGACAGAAAAAGUCAAAUAACUUUUGUGACAUGGUUUCCAGUAAUAAAUUUGUUACCUUCUGCUAUAAAUAUAUGAAAUAUAUAUAGGAUAUAAAGCCUUGAUUAAAUGUACACACUAUCUUACA